Molecule: messenger RNA, 2949 nt
Organism: Nipponia nippon (crested ibis)
Lineage: Eukaryota; Metazoa; Chordata; Aves; Pelecaniformes; Threskiornithidae
Source: RefSeq, a predicted model, not a curated record
AUGGGGCUGGCGCAGUGCCUGGCGGCUGCCUUCCUCUUCCUCCUCCUCCCAGGUUUGAGCACUGGCCAACGGGAGGUGACUGUUCAGAAGGGGCCCCUCUACCGCGUGACGGGGUCCCACGUCACGCUGUGGUGCAAGGUGAGCGGCUACCAGGGCCCAGCGGAGCAGAACUUCCAGUGGUCCAUCUACCUGCCCUUGGCCCCUGACCGGGAGGUGCAGAUCGUCAGCACCAUAGACCCCUCCUUCCCCUAUGCCGUCUAUGCCCAGCGCGUGCACAGCCGGGGGAUCUACGUGGAGCGGGUGCAGGGGGACGCCGUCCUGCUGCACAUCACCGACCUGCAGGACCGGGAUGCCGGGGAGUAUGAGUGCCACACGCCCAGCACCGACGAGAGGUACUUUGGGAGUUACAGCGCCAAGACUAACCUCUUAGUGAUCGCAGACACCCUCUCGGCUUCCAUGGCGCCUCAGGUCCUCACCCGUGCCGAAGGGGACACGGUGGAGCUCACCUGCGAGGUGUCCAAGUCCACCGCCCAGCACACGCAUCUCUCUGUUGGCUGGUACCGUCUUCAGGGAGCAGGAGAGAGCCAUGCCGAGGAGGUCCUCACUCUCUCCAAGGACUUUGUCUUGAGGCCAGGGCCCUCUUACACGCAGAGGUUUCUGGCAGGGGACGUGCGGCUGAACAAGGUUGGGAACACCACAUACAAGCUCUCCAUCGGGGGAGUGGAGCUGUCUGACCAGGGGCAGCUGUACUGUGAGGCAGCUGAGUGGAUUCAGGAUCCCGAUGAGACGUGGAAGGACAUCUCCCGCAAGCAAACAGAGAGGACAUUGCUGAUGGUCAUGAGCCAGGGCAGAGACCUCUCCGUGGACAUUGCUGCUGCUGAAACCUCCCUCUCUGAAGGGGAUACCUUGCACCUAAACUGCAUGGUGGGAGCCCAGAAGAGCAGCAGCAGGCACUUCCAAGUGCUUUGGCUCCUCAACGGUGUGGAAGUGGCCAGGUUUGACCCCCAUGGAGUAUUGAUUUGGGAGGAUGAAUAUGAGGAGAGAGCCAAGCUGAGGCAGCUCCGAGCUUUCAAGCAAAGCAACGUGGUUUAUGUCCUCAUCAUUUACGAGGUGGGGCUGAAGGACAACGAGAGCCGCAUGCGCCUGUCUGUGUCCACCAGCACACCACAGGUCCUGGCAGGAGAUGCCUUGAUCCUCCUUUGCGAGGUGCAAGGAGCAACCGGCCCUGUGUCCGUGCAGUGGUGGCACCUGCCACCGCAGCACCCGGGUCCGCGGGUGCCGGUGGCCACCAUGGAGCGGGAUGGCACCCUGAGCCUGGGCAGCGCCUACCAGGACAGCGCGACUCGGGGGAGCCUUCGGCUGGAGAAAGUGGGCUCUGGUGCUUUCACCCUGGUGAUCCCCAACACGUUGGACGAGGGUGACGGCGGGCGGUACGGGUGCGAAGCGACUGAGUGGUCCCGAGGCCAGAGCUGGACAGAGGAGGGGGAGACAGCAGUGACAGUCAGCUCCAUGGGUGAGUUGGGCCACCCCUAUUUCUGGGCUUUCAAGCUGGACAUGCUGGAGGCAAGGCUGGAGGAGCAGGUGGACAUAUAUGGGCAGAGUUUUGAACUCGUCUGCCAAGUGAGCGCCAGCUACACCUUCGAGGAGGUGCCGGUGUCUGUGGGGUGGCUCUUCCAGCCCAGCCCACCCACGGGCCACUACCACAAGCUGGUCUGGGUCCUUCCCAACGGCACCGUGGCCUGGGGGGCAGCGCAGCAACACUUCCAGGGGAAAGCCCAGCUGACAAAGGCUGCCACCUCCUUCAGACUGCGCAUCCACAGUGCCGUGGCUGCCAAUGAGGGGACGUACCAGUGUGAGGUGGAGGUCUGGAGGAGGAACGCCCUGACGCUGGGCCAGCCGGCAGCCACCGCCAGGUCCAAUGCCGUGGGGAUAAAGGUGGUGCUGCCAGAAAGCAAGCUUCAGGUAUCUACAAAAGAGAGCUCUGUGGAGAUUGCCGGCGGUGCUGACACAGCCAUUGAGUGCAGGAUCAUGUUUGCCCAGAGUAAUUCUCAGUUCACUGUUACCUGGUACCUCCUACCUCCUCCUCCGGCAGAUGCAACCCCCCUAAAAAUCGUAAGGGCUAACUACAGCAGCAUUCUGGAAUACGGGGCUGAGUUCAGCUCUCCUACACAAAAGUCCCGGUUCCUGAGCCAGAGGGUGUCCAGCGACGUCUUCUGGCUGCGGAUACUCUCUGCGAACCCCAGGGACCAGGGCAGGUACUACUGUGUGGUAGAGGAAUGGCUCUGGCUGGUGGACGGCUGGCACAAACUCGGAGAGGGAGCAUCGGGAAGGACCACGCUGGAGUUCAAGCUCCCAGAGCGCGAACUGCACCUGGAGAAAACCAACCGCAGCAUCUCAGCGAGGGAGGGUGAGGAGGUGACGCUGCACUGCCUGCUGCGGGGCACCCGCCCGCCUGCCGCCCGCCUCUCGGCCACCUGGUUUCGGGGGGAAGAUAGUGGCCACACCGGCUCCCUGCUCACCCUCCACUGCGACGGUGCCAUCGAGUACCCCCAGGAGAGCCUGGCGGGGAGGCUGCACCUCCGCCGCCCCACCGCAGGUGACUUCAGCCUGACGAUGCACAGUGUGAAGAAGAGUGAUGCUGGGGUCUAUCAUUGCCAGGUGCAGGAGUGGCAGCAGCAGAGCGAGGGGAAGGACUGGGCUCUGCAAGCCUUGGCACGCUCGGAGUACAUUCAGCUCACCACCAUCCCGCCAGAGUCAACUGCUUUUUCUAAGAUCUGCUCAUCGCCACCACUGCUGAACUUCAUCCUCUACUUACCGCUGGUUCUGAUCCUUCUCCUGGCCCUUGCUGGCUUCUGCUGGUGCUUCAAAUUCAGAAAAAGCAAAAAAGGCAACGUCACAGGAGACCAGCUGAUGGAACUGCAAGGGGCUGGAGAGGUCAAGAAAAUCUAG